GGCUUGCGUGUGACGAGAAAGAUUUAUAUUGGUUGUUAGAAGAAGUAACUCAAGAGCAACAAAACUUGACUGUAGCUAUAAUAGAUUUUGUGAUGACUGAAGAAACCUGUGAUAUAGACAUACUUAGAAGAGCGUUAUAUUGUCAGAUCCAAAGAGCUGAAAUAAGACGAAACGGUUACUCAAUGAUAAACAGUAUUCUGCACUCGUCUCAAACGUUAUCUGAAAGCGUGAAAUACGCCGCCCUGGCUGGUCUAUUAGGCGCUUGUUUGUCAGACGCAGUACCAUACGUGCCACUCAAACCCACUAUACCUUUAACUCACCCGCUUAUAGGGAUAGAGUCUGUGAUACCAUACUCGAAGUACAUGGUUCUAUUAGAACGGUCUAAGUUGAUGAAUUACAUACUGAUAGAGUUGAAAGCGAGGGUUUUGGAAGGUGAACAGACUCAGACGUUGCCGCUGAAGACGAGUGCGAACUGCGGAGCCCAUGCGUUGUUGAAUAGACCUUCGAGAGCAAGAUUCUUGAUAACUUUCCUAUCACUUCUGAUAGAAGGAUGUCAAGGUCCCGAACUAGAGCAGCUUAUAAACGGUGGCGCCCUCAGCUCGAGUUGAAAGAUUUUCGGGUUG
This is a messenger RNA of Trichoplusia ni (cabbage looper), 623 nucleotides long. Its product is annotated as probable E3 ubiquitin-protein ligase HERC2. Bases 93 to 608 code for a protein of 171 amino acids. The record is from RefSeq and is a predicted model, not a curated record. Lineage: Eukaryota; Metazoa; Arthropoda; Insecta; Lepidoptera; Noctuidae. The transcript has 4 exons.